AUGAGCGAUUUUGGGUUGGAUCCUGAAACUGGACGCAUUAUAGCUGAUGUUGUUACUUGGGAGGAUUUUAUUACGGGGAAGCCAGAUUUUGGGAAGUGGAGGACCAAACUUUGUCCAAGAUAUGAUGAAAUUGAGACUAUCUUCGGGAAUGAUGCAGCCACUGGAGAUCGACCAGUGUCUGUCUUCGACCAUUUCUCCCCAAUAAAUGAUGAUCUUUGCGAUGAGGACAACUAUAGUAGCGAUGAUGAUGUUAACCUUGAACAUGUUGAUGCACUAGAAGAUGACACACCAAAUGCUCCAAUAUCUUUCACAGCGAAUGCUGCAUGGUCUAGUAAUAGGGAUACAAUGGCUGAUGAAAUGUGGGCCGCUUACCAUCCAAGUCAUGACAUGGGAAUUGAUUUUGAUUGA
Messenger RNA from Fraxinus pennsylvanica, 408 nucleotides. The record is from the annotation of a GenBank genome assembly. NCBI's taxonomy places the organism in Eukaryota, Viridiplantae, Streptophyta, Magnoliopsida, Lamiales, Oleaceae.